UGUGUGUGUGUGUGCGCGCCUGUGGCCUGUGGAUCAUGGGAAAGUCCCCGGGUCCAUGACGUAACGGCCGGGCGAGCGCUUGCAAACCCCGCGGACUGAUCCCGUCUCGCGUGAUCCGGUCGCGGGCACUGGGAGUUGCGAGAAGUAGCGGAUUUAAAAACUUUCUGUCCGCUUUGGCUUUUCCGCCGAAUAUCGCGCUCGAACCAGAGUCUCGUGUCUUUCCCGCGGAGAGAAGGGGAGAGAAAGAUGGCUUUUUAAAAACCCGCCGCCGUCUCGCCUCAAAGCUCCGCGUGCUUUGCUCGACGCGACGCACUCCUUCGCAGCAGACCACUCCGACACUAUGGGGUCUCCCGCCGCUCGUUCCCCCACCCAGUGCACGGUCUGUGCUCUUGAACAGUUCGAUCGAAGCAGACGACACAAUGGCGGCAUCGAUCCUUCGCAGGAAAAUUCCUCCCAUUUCCACAGGCGAGCUCGGCGCUCCCCUUCUCCGACAGGCUAGCCACGACCAAUCACGAACGAGGACGGGGGCGGAGCCUGUGGAGAGGCAGCGCUUAAUUGGUGAUGGUCACUCAGAUUGGAUGACGGAAAAAGUUGAUUUGUCUUCAUUUGUGUCGACGAACGAGUCCUCUCCGAGCUCUUCCCUUCCACCCUCGCCGUUAGAACAAGAUGUCAAGGUGCCCUCGGAUCUGGAGGUCAUGACCUCCCUGCUGCAGGAGGAGCUGGCUCAGCUGGAGGACUACUUCCGCUCCGAGUCCACGUCCACGACGAGCAAGUUGGAGAAAUCCUCAAAAUGUGACAAGGGUGCUCAAGCCAUGGGCUCCCAGUCUUAUUAUCAGUUACCCUAUGGGUCGUAUGGGUCCGGUCAAUCAGAAGCGAACCCCGUGGUUGUCACCUUGGCAACGGGGGAGCUGGACCUGGCCAGCUUCUGCGGCGGUCCCAUCGGGAGAACCAAAAUCGCCCGACCCGCUCCGUACAACUACCACCACCGCUACCACCAAAACAACGGGCGGCGAAUCAUCAGCGAGGCUGUGAAAGUCGGGGAGGACGUCGGACUUGAUACAUGGGGCUCCAGGGGGGGCUACUCAGGAAGCACGGAGUUGUCCGUGAACCACUACUCCACACUGAAGACGGUGAGCAAGAACAGCCUGGGCGGCGUGAAGAAGGUGAGAGAAUGUGCGUUAUCGUUGAAGGAGGAGGAGAGCUACUGUUUCUCCGAAGGAAUGUUUUGCAGCGAAGAGAUUGCGCGAGGUUUUUGUCUGGGCGGCUCGUACGAGAGCCACCACAAGCGGGAGGGACAGCUGAUGCACAACGUGAAGGUCAAUGUAAGUUACGACAGCACGGGGCUCGACGUUUUGCACUGCGGCAAAGACGGGGGACUUUCCGGAAGUGUCCCCCAAGAGACAAUGGUGGCCGGCGACGGCUACUUCCACCAGUCCAUGGGCAGCACAGAGCCUUACCAUAGCUUUAUAGGUGACCUCGAUCAGCCGUCACAAGCACAGGCUGUAGAGCCCCAACAUGGCCACUACCUCUAUCCAGAAUGCCUUGCAGACCAAAGCUACGAAUGUCUGUCCAGGGGGGAGGGCGAGGGGCCGCUGAUGGGCGCCCCCAUCCACCGCCCCACCCAGAGGCUAAAGGAUGAGCACUGCUCCCUCAAACCGUCUCUGGUGAUGGGCGCCGCUUCUCUGGACUCAGGCACUGGAGAGAGGAAGCAGAAGAAGAGGGACCAGAACAAAACUGCUGCUCACAGGUACAGGCUGCGUAAGAGGGCGGAGCUGGACUCUCUGGAGGAGGAGCUGCACGGCCUCGAGGGCCAGAACCGGGAGCUGCGCGACAAGGCGGAGUCGGUGGAGCGAGAAAUCCAGUACGUCAAAGAUCUACUGAUCGAGGUCUACAAGGCGCGCAGUCAGCGGCUCAAACAGGACGGCAGUGCCUAAAAACGCCCCCACCCCCACCCCACCCCCCCCACGAAAUGUCCCAGCCAGCAAGAGGAAAAAGACGAAGUCGAGAGCACCAACUGAUUUUUGUCUCAUGAAAAACGACAUGGUAGUUGCAUGAUUUUCAUAGUUCUUUUCUAAAGAAAAAAAAGAAGCACAUUGUAUGAUUGUUCCCGAGAGGACGGCGACGCGCCGAAAACGAACCCUGUCUCUCCCAAAAAAACAAAAGGACGGAGAGGUUUCCAGAUGGGUGACUGAAACUAUUAAAAAGCCUUAGUGAGGCGGCUUCUUUCCAGAGGAGAUGCUGAACUUGUCCGUGACCACUGUGAUCCGAACUGCACUCACAGCCUUGCGACGACUGAGUCUAUGCGCUUGCAAACGAUGGAGCGUUUACAAAAACGCUCUUCGAACUAGUACUGAUUGAAUUUGCUUGUGUUUUUUCUUUUUUCUUCCUUUUUUCGUGACACUCAUCGGAAGCGUCGAGGCCAGAUCCAUGCUAAAUAUAUAUUUUAUUUGACAUUUUAUUUUGUACUUAUUCAAUGUCCAUUUGCCGUUUGCUUAAAACAAUCAAGCGAAUGAAAGGGAUUGAUGGAUUUAUGUUUGAAAAAAAAAAAAAGUUUGUCACACGCUCUACAAAUAUUCAUUAUCAGAAACAUUUAGAAAUUUGUAUUGCUGAAAUGUUGCGUAUUUACACUUCUUGAACCCCCGCCCCCCCCCCCCCCAACUGAAAUACCCAAAUGCAUGUUUGAUUUUGGAAAAGCAUGUGCGAGUGUUAUUUGAAGGCAAUAUUCUGUUAACUGCAUGGCUUCGAGAUCUCCACCGCGUCAGUCCAACUGAGUUGACUUUCCCCUCCUCCUCCUCCUCCUCCUCUUCCUCCUCCUCCUCCUCCUCUCCAGUGUGGCUCAUGCUCAGGUUUUGCUUUUCAGCUCUGAGAAACACAGAGACAUUCACUGGCUUCACCCUCCCUGUGCCCCCCCCCUCCCCUUCCUCUUCUCUCUCGGCUGUAUCUUGCGAACAAACAAUCACCUGUUGUUCAACGCAACAAUAAACCAUUGUUGGGUAAUGGUACGACUACAUGGGAAAUUCUUCUUUGUCGAUCGCUCAAUUUGAUGCAUCUGAAAUUCAGGUUCCUUUUUUCUUUUUUUUCAUAGUCAAUGUCCGUGUCAGGAAAUGAUGCAUCAGGUAAAUUGCAGCCAAAUAAAACAAAAAAAAAAAGCAAGUUUUCCGUAGCAUCCUUCAUCUCUGCCUCCUUGGACUGUUUUUCACUUGCACAUGCCGGUCGUCACGCAUUCAAUCGCGUUGCCGUUGAAGCACACGAACUGCGCCCCCGGGGCGGCACACACACACACACACACUGAAUAAGAAGAUGGUGGGAUUAAGAGAUGGAGAGAGGUGCAGAAUAAACCCCACUCUGCCCCUCCUCUCCUUUUUUAUUCCGCUCGGCCCGAUAAUUGAUGCUUCCAGCUCUGUCUCUUGCUUUUUUUCCCCCCUUUUUUUUCCUCCUUUCUUUUUCUUUUUGGCUGCAGUGCAGUCAGAAGUCCAGGUGAUUUUUCCCAUGAUCCACCACCGGACGGCGGCACAUCGAGGCGGGCACAGCCUGCCCCCCGCUUUAAGAUUUAGCAGCCGGGAGUGUUUUUUAACAGCCGCACAAUGACGGGAGUGAUAUCAAGCUCCGGCAGUCAACAGACAACAUUGAAUUGCCUAUCUCAUCUCCCAGUCCGCGGAGGGUGUGCGAAAGCGCGCGUGUGUGUGUGUGCGAGCGCGUGUGUGCGAAAUCUCUUGGUAUCUCUCCUAGCAGUCGUAGGCCUUUCAAGUGCAUGAGGCAAUAUCACACAAUCCUUGCGCGAGGAGGAGAGAGAGAUACAAGUGAACUAUCAGAAUAAGAAAGUAGUGGGGUUGACAGAGAAUGCCAUUAAAUCUGUCCAUUCAGUUUUCUCUCCGUCUGUUUGUCUGAUGCACAUGACAUGUAAAAAAACAAAACAACCAACAACAACAGACUGUACUGCUGAUACGUGUGUCAUUUAACUUGUUUUCUUGAGUUUGCAUUGUGUUCAAUAAAGAUCUUCACUAUAA
Messenger RNA from Scophthalmus maximus (turbot), 4007 nucleotides. RefSeq lists its product as uncharacterized. The transcript has 4 exons. The record is from RefSeq and is a predicted model, not a curated record. NCBI's taxonomy places the organism in Eukaryota, Metazoa, Chordata, Actinopteri, Pleuronectiformes, Scophthalmidae. Gene Ontology annotation, cellular component: nucleus. Gene Ontology annotation, molecular function: DNA-binding transcription activator activity, RNA polymerase II-specific; RNA polymerase II transcription regulatory region sequence-specific DNA binding. The coding region runs from base 420 to 1934 and encodes 504 amino acids. Gene Ontology annotation, biological process: regulation of transcription by RNA polymerase II.